Chara braunii is the source of this 2189-nucleotide messenger RNA. Lineage: Eukaryota; Viridiplantae; Streptophyta; Charophyceae; Charales; Characeae. The record is from the annotation of a GenBank genome assembly.
CACUUACAGACACAUACACAAAAGCACAACCAUCAUGUCGAUGUCAGCGGCGCAGGCGAGGACAACUCUUAAAGAGGUAAUGCAAUACGUUGAGGAAGGCAUCCACUACGAUGACGAUGGGGAGCUUGAACUACUAACGGAGAGAGUGCCCAGCUACUUCGAAGUCAGAGUGAACAUUCGUGCAAGCAUCGCUGCGAACGGAGAGGAGUCGCUCAGAGCACGGAUGCUAUUGGCACGGUUCACAGAGGCGCGUGAUUUGCGUGUAGACGACAGUGUUGAUACCGGUGCAUACAGCUUGAGAAAAGUGGUUGGUUGGAUGUGCACAGAAGGGAUGUCUGCUGAAGGGAACGUGGAUAUGACAAAGCAGCAGCAGGGCGGAACAUACACAGCAGGUGAUUUCAAGAAGAUGCUCAUGACACAGGCGAGGAAAUGGAGAAUGCUUGUUGAAGAUUCUAACGACGAGCUAAAGAGCGGUGCAACAGAAAUUCUGUUGCUGUCGCGUUUGAAGGACAUACCGCAAGCUCCCCCGCAAGACUUCCAAGAUCUUCCAGUCAUUAUUGCAAACGGGGUGGAGUAUGUUUUACUCGACCAGCUGGUGGAUUUCAUGCAAAAGAGUCCUCAGGAUCGGAAUGUCAUACAUGAGGCAUUGCAUGAUGUGACAGAGCAAGCACUGGCGGGCAAGGACCUCGUUAACUACAAGGUGCGGACUGUGGAAGAGGAUGUCAUAUAUGGAACUCUAUUAUGGGAUGGAAUAUUCAUGGAAGCUUUGCAUCGCCUCACCAUUGCGACUUCUGACGUGGACAGAAAGAGGUCAAGGGAGGAAGGAUGCAAGUUGAUCGCCAGGGAAGCAGAUGUUGCACUUCAAGCUGCAGAUGGACACACUUCAUCAGGGGAAGAAAUUGACAGAACAGUCUCCUUCGUGCGUGGGAGCAUCAUCACAUCCGCAAAGGAGGCAUCCCAUGACGGCAUAAUGGUAACAACGGAGCGGUUCGGUGAGAUAACAGUGCACCCUUUCGUCAUGAACUAUAUACAGGACUAUCCUGAAAGGUCUGCCCUUGCAACUGUGGAAUUCGGUGUUUGUCCAACAUGCACAGUGUCCAAAGACGAUUUGGAUGUCAUCGCCGAUUUCACCAACUGCAGGAGAUCGCAGACGCUAGAGACGCAACUUGCCGCGGACUGCUUCAACAGUGGGGACAACGACAUUCAUCGUGCUGCUGAGGCACGAAUGUCAAAAUUGGACAUGCAUAAGCAUGUUCAAGAGAACGGCCUAUGGGGAUUCUACAGGGGUCCGCAUGGUGACGAUCUUGAACUAGAUUACCAUCUCGCUUUGCAACCAGACCGAGGCAAUCGGUCGACGGGUAUGACUGCAGAGGCUGGAAAGAGACCCAAGAGGGUGGACGAGCAACACUUGUUCCCGUUCACGUGGAAAUCAAGAAGACACGCCAUAUCGAUAACAAAACGGGACGUAUUGCGAUUGGGUGCCAAGCAGUGGCUGAACGAUAACGUGAUCGAUAUGUACUUACAGUCCGUCUAUGACGAACAUUUUCCAGACGGAGACAAUAUGACACUUCAUGUUUGCACAUCUUUCUGGUACCCCGCAGUCAUCGCCAAUCAGAAGGUUUAUGUCGCGAAAGCGGGAUGGCAAGGGCGGAUCAAGAGUACAUCGCCAAAGCUGCGUCGAAUAAGCAAUGAACUGCGAACAACAAGUGUUGUUCUCAUCCAUGUGAAUCACGAAAACCAUUGGAAAUUGCUCUUGCUACUGAAUGUCGACCAGUUUUUUGGCACUCAGGAGGAAGACGAAGUGGAAAACUUUGCGGAAGAAAUGUCAGAAGAAGUAGAACACGAAAGAAUGCAAGAACGAGGAGAAGGUGACAACAGUGACGGUCACCAUGAUGUCGAUGCAGAGGAGAGCGAUCCGGAGGGAGAAGAGGCAGAGGGAGAGGACAGAUCCGAGGAGGGCGGAGAGGCAGAGGAAGGCAACAGUGAAGACGAAGAAAGAGAGAUUACAUCUGCUGAGAACAGUGCACAAUGCGGAACUGAUGAGAAAAAGGGAGGCGCACCGGAGACUUCAUCGAACGACAAACAAAUUGUGGAGAGGGAGAAUGUACCGCUACAGGGUAAGAUGAAGGGCGCCUUAUAAAGACACCACUAUUUAUGCACAGCCGCAUAGUCGUUAUUGCAUGCCGCAG